Molecule: messenger RNA, 4486 nt
Organism: Paramormyrops kingsleyae
Lineage: Eukaryota; Metazoa; Chordata; Actinopteri; Osteoglossiformes; Mormyridae
Source: RefSeq, a predicted model, not a curated record
GAACUUGUUGCUGCCACGGGGCGGGCCUUAGAUGCGUGCUGGGGCGGGGGUGCACUUCAGUGCCUGGAAAGUCGAGUAAAGGAGUGGCGUAUUUAAUUCGGCGACGGAACCUUGCGCUUCAUCGCCUUUCCGUCGGGGAGAAGAAGGAGGGCUGAAAACCCCGUGAAUGAGCGCUGCUCCGGCGUGGUGGUUUGCGACUGAGAGAGUGCCAGCGAAGAGGGAAAAGGUUUGCGUAGGAAGCAGGGAUGGUGGACAACUCCGGCAGCAGCAAGGCGCAAAUGAAUGGGAGUGCGACCUGGAAUGAUGAUGCUGACGGUGGCAGAGGAAGAGGAGAAGCGUCCAGAGACUUUGCCAAACUAUAUGAAUUGGACAAUGACCCAAACCGCAAAGAGUUUUUGGACGACCUGUUCACCUACAUGCAAAAACGAGGAACCCCCGUCAACCGCAUCCCAAUCAUGGCCAAGCAGGUGCUGGACCUCUACAUGCUCUAUAAGCUGGUGACCGAGAAGGGCGGCCUAGUGGAGGUCAUCAACAAGAAGAUAUGGAGGGAGAUCACCAAGGGCCUGAACCUGCCCACAUCCAUCACCAGCGCGGCCUUUACACUCCGCACGCAAUAUAUGAAGUAUCUCUACCCCUACGAGUGUGAGAAGAAAGGACUGAGUUCUCCUGGAGAGCUGCAGGCGGCCAUUGACAGUAACCGGCGAGAGGGACGGCGCCCCAGCUACAGCACCGGCCUGUACCGUUUCUCCACGUCUCCAGGCACUGCCCCCCACAUCCUUUCACCCCCUAAGAUGCAUCUGCCCUCAUUAGGGGGCGGGGCUUCUGGUGGGCCCAAUGGGCUGCAGGCGUCCCCUGGCCCAUCGCUCAAAAAGGUCACAGACGAGGCGCCCCUCUCCAUGCUUCCCGGCCGGCUGCCUGUGGCCAUGGCCCUCAGCCAGCAGCACUUGGCACGCGCCUCUACUCUGGAGCAGCUGCGCGACAAGCUGGAGACUGGCGACGGGCCGGAGCGCAAGAUGGUGCGGCUGGCGGAGGAGCAGCAGCGGCUCAUGCAGCAGGCGCUGCAGCACAACCUGCUGGCCAUGGCGUCACAGGUGCCCAUGGGGCUGCAGCUCAGCGCCGCCAGCCGUGAAGACAAGCAGGACCUGGCGCUGAGCAUCACCUCCACCGGAGCUGCCAGCAUCAGUGUGUCUGUGGAGGUCAAUGGCACACUUUACUCCGGAAUGCUGUUUGCCCAAAGAUCUGUGGCAGCUGUCAACACAUCAGCAGCACCAGCACCCCCUGCUGGUCCCGCUGGGGCUUUCGGAAUACUCUCCUCUGCUCACAGCCCCAGCCUCUCCUCUGCAUCCUCCUCCUCCUCCAAGGGGCCCAGUUCUGCUGAGCCCUCUGCUAGUGGUUCUCCGUAGCUACGGGCAGCCCGGUCAGCUGACCCUUGGCUGAGGUACAGUGCCACCCAGCUGAGAAGCCGCGCAUUUCUCUGAAUGAUCAACUGAAUUUAUGGAAACGAAACUGUCGCACAACAAAUACCUCAUUGCCCCUGUCAACAUAGUCUGGGCGUACCUGUGGACAUCAGGCUCUAUACUUGCUUGCAUACACAAACAAAGAACCAAACACACACAUACUCCAUACACACGUACACAACACACUCUGAAAAGCUCACUACAGCAGAAAGUAAACACUCACUGUACAGCCAAAAUUGACGACAGGUACUCAUAACUUGAAGUUUUAUUUAGUUUUGCCAUUUAUUUCCUUAGAAUAUACGAUUUUAACACAUUUGUCUGCUUUACCUCAAAUAAGAGUGUUUUAGUCUAAUACUCCUUCUAUACUAUACCUCAGGGACAAUGAUACACCUGUGUUUAAAUAACAGGGUUACUUUUAUAUUUAAUUACUCUUAUAUCAGCAGAAUAUAAUCCUUGGCCAGUACUGUACAGAAUAACAGCUCAGGACAUUUUAGCCUUGAAAUUAAGGGGCUCUAACUGAGUGAUCGUUUAAUUAUAUAAUUAAAAAUGGAUCUUUUGCUCUUUAUGCUCUGCCCUUCAUCUACCCAUUAAGUGCUCAAAAUAAUCUCUAAGCAGAAGCACAGAUGAUUCCAGUUGCAUAAACCCAUUAGAGUUCAGUGAGGUAGAGCCCCUUAUUUCUUAGUUGUCCAAGUGUUUCGAGAACCUCUAAUGAAGAACUGCUGUGACCGGAAUCUGCAGGCACUGUUUUAGGUAGCCAUAUUUUGAAAAGCUCUGCUCACUGGAGUUUCAAGAUGCAAUACCAUAUUGCGCCUAAUAUAAGCUCCCUGUCAGCGAUUACUGGGGGACAUACUAAUGAAUCUUGUCACUGCUGUUUUAAAGGAACAGAAAGCUUCACAUUUAGGACAUUUAGUCAGAUGUUACACACAAACCUACCAAAUCACGGUGGAAUGCCGGGUUGGCAAGGGCCUAGUAGGAGGGGUUACAGACACCCGUCCGUAUGAUGUCAUGCCCGUUUAGACUUUGUUGCAUCCAUCCAUCCAUUCAUCUGUCCCUUCCUGUAGCGUCUGUCAAUCAUCAUCAAUAGGGUGGAGGAAUGCUUAAAAUGGUGCCAUGCGUUUUUACGCCGUGUAUUACAAAUGUGGGGAAAAACAUCAAAAUAUCUGAAGCUCAAGACAGGAUCUUCGUCUCGUGGUGGGACCAGGGAUUUGUGUGUGACCGUUCAUACAUUUCUGACCUCAGGUUUGCCUUUCCAUAUUGGUAAAGGUGGUGUCUCAGGAAUUACCGAGCUGUCUCUGUGGACUGUUUUCAGAAAAAAAGAGAAUUUUUCAAUAAUGUACAGCUGGAUAAGACCAUGCAAAGAAAUACCUCUGGCAAUCUGACACAUCACUUCUGCUGAAAUUUCUGGACAUUUGAAAGAAUCCAGCAGUGGACAUGUUCAUCAGGAAUGUGCCCCUAUUAAUGUGAGAUGUUACACAAAUGAAACGUCUGGUUCUGCUACAGUCUGGUGGAGCUCAAUCCUCCACUUUUUGAUGUCAUCUUCAGACUAUUGUGUAAGUGAAUACCAAAGACCAGCCCAUUUAUUUAAAUUUUUUAUCAUCCCUGGGACCUGCUGCCCACCCCCGUGUGAUAUCACUUGGUGUCAUCGUUUGGGAUAAUGCAGUUUGUGCCGAUGCAGUGGACUUAAAGGUCAACAUUAUGCAGUAGCUCAGCUAACUGCCCUGCUUGGUCAACUUUUUUUCCUCCUCAUUGUGGUCCUUCUGGUGUCAUUUGAUGUCAGUGUGCAUUUUAUUAACUGUUAUAAUUUUGUGUGUGUGUGUGUGUGUGUGUGUGUUCUAGUUUGUGCAGCUGUGUGGCUUUCCGGAGUUGAUGCUUAGUAUGACUUGGGGUGGGGGGGGUGAUUCUGCCCCUAGUGCAGCUGCACAUGGACAGAUGGUUCCCACUGGCCACUGAGCACAUCAAACUGCUGAGAAGCUGCAUUUUGCAAACCCGAUAUGGCUGCUGCUCUUUCUCUGGUGAUGCUGUUCCUCAGAGGCGUAUUUACUGAACUCCUUUUCCUUCGUCGACUUAAAAACGCACGUUUUGGCUUUUAAGAUUGAGAGACGGGCAUCUCCCUGCUCCUUUGGCACGUUGAAGUCCUGGAUUGUGUCUCCGGUGCAACCCUGACUGGUCUGUAAUCUCCACACGCAGGUCAGCAAGAUGCUGUGUAAGGCUGAGUGUGUUUCUGUAGUUUUGACCUGUUGAGAUUCACUCAGGCCUGCAUAAAGUAGGUUUCAGGAUGGCAUAGACCCACCUCGCUGGGUUGUAAUGUCACAAAAUAAUGCCGUGUGUGUGUGUGUGUGUGUGUGUGUGUGUGUUGCUUUUUUGUGCUUCUCUUAAUAAUGGAGAGAACUGACCUGCCCACCUACCUCAGUACAGAAGACUGGAGUUAUUGUUUUUAGGGACAAUAUGGCCAUUUGUGGGUUUUAGUUAAAUGAAGUUGUGCCGUGGGCAUUGUACUACAAGGAGAGGCGCGCCUUCUCUGGGAAAGACAACGGUACUGCCAUGGCUAGUUAUAUGGGUAUUUGUUUGCUUGCUUUCUGUCUUUCUCUUCUUGGUUAGGCGAUAUUGCUCAGGUAACCAUAAUGGUAACAUUCUGCAAACAUUUUCUACGUGGUUUGCUUGGAUUUUAUAUAUAUUUUUUUUAAAAGGUAAAUAUACCAUGAUAUAUGUAAAGCAAUUACAUAUGCAAAUGCUUGAAUACCUCACCAAAUACCUCAUAUCAAACAUUUUGUGUGUGCGGCGCUCCAGUGAAACGUCAGUGGAGUUUGUGCAUAUGUCUUUUUAUCAUUAUUACUAUCUGUGAUAAGCCAAAUAACAAACACACGUGGAUGCUUGUGAAACUGGUUUGUGCCGAUUUGUAAAGUGUAUUUAAAAGUGCAGCACUUUCCCCAAAGGUUAUUUUUAACACACUCAGUUUUGUUCACAUUACUAAUGUGAGGAUGUGGUUCUCAGGGCUUAACAUGUAUGUCAUAAAGUAACUUUUUAUCCUA